AUGGCCAGCACUGAGCAUCCAAGGUCAAAGGUAGUGGACGAACCCGCUAGUCUGGGUUUAUCACUCAUUGCCGACCCUGAAAACCCGACCGCUGACGUGGUGUUUGUUCACGGCUUCAAUGGCAACCCUGAACGGACUUGGCUGCACAAGGGCGAUGCGAACAGCCCGCGAGAUCUCCUACCACAGUCGCUGCCACAUGCACGGGUUCUAACUUAUGGCUACGAUGCUUCUCUCGGGCAUCGGCUCGGGCCUUCACAUAGUCAGAAGACAGUCUAUGAUUUCGCAAAGGACUUCCUCCUGGAGCUGGAGGCAGUACGUCGGUGUCAACCCAAGAGACCGCUCGUGUCCAUUGCUCACAGUCUCGGAGGAAUCGUUGUCAAGGAGAUGCUCCGGCAAUCUUACGGAUACUUGGACCACCAACCUGAGCUUCGCGCCUUAUCAGAGUCAACUUCAGGCAUCAUCUUCUUUGGCACCCCUCACGGCGGCGCGGAUCCACGGAGCCUACUAAAGACCAUCGCCGAGAACGUUGCCUGGGCCAUCGGUGUCACAUUCAAUAAACAAGUUGUGGAGACACUGCUGCCCUCCUCAGAACGUCUGAGGCAACUCAGGGACGAGUUUGGACCCAUGGCUCGCGCGCGGGGAUGGAUCGUUCAUUGCUUUCAAGAAGACCAUGGCAUCACUGCUCUCAAUGGACGGAAAGUCGUGGAAGAUGUCUCGUCAUGUUUGGGUGAUGCCAGCUUAGAACUCACCCAGCACAUCGCAGACGACCACAUGGGCAUGUGUCGGUUUAGCUUACUCCACGAUGCAGAGUACCAAAAGGUUGUCGCCGCCAUCGACCGAGUCCUCGCAGACCACAGAAGCCCUUCCGUUCCAACUCGGACGGCACUCAACAACGCAGAACGGCAAGCAUACAUCAACUCGUUGAGGUUUGAUCAAAUCGAUGCCCGCCAUGCCAGCGAUAAGUCGGCCCACUCGAAGACCUGUAAAUGGAUACUCAAGAAAUCCGAAUACCUGGAUUGGCUCGCUCCGGAACGCCAAGUUGAACACAAUGGAUUCCUCUGGAUUAAAGGCAAACCCGGCAGCGGCAAGUCGACGAUGCUAAAAUAUAUCUCAUCGCACGCCAACAAGACAAUGCCAGGGACCCCCAUCAUUUCAUUCUUCUUCAACGCUAGAGGCUACGCUUUGGAGAAAUCAACCAUAGGCAUGUAUCGCUCCUUGCUCUGGCAACUCUUCGAGCAUGUCCCGGAGCUCCAAAGUGGCCUGAACGUGCUUCCUCGGCCAUCCUUGUCUGCUACCGGUGAGUUCGACGGCGAAUGGCGACUUGAGACCUUGAUAGGAACCUUCCAAAACGCGUCAGUGCGAUUGGCAAAAGGGGGCUGA
Cladophialophora carrionii CBS 160.54 is the source of this 1380-nucleotide messenger RNA. RefSeq lists its product as uncharacterized. Bases 1 to 1380 code for a protein of 459 amino acids. NCBI's taxonomy places the organism in Eukaryota, Fungi, Ascomycota, Eurotiomycetes, Chaetothyriales, Herpotrichiellaceae. The record is from RefSeq and is a predicted model, not a curated record. The transcript is spliced from 5 exons.